ACAGAAUGAAAUGAAUCGUUUGAAAUCGGCUCUCCAGCGGGAGUAUGAAAGCGACCCCAACGCCAACAUUUCAUUGUACAACCCGAAGAAUACGCACGCGGUAGAGUUGUAUUUCCGAGGUGAGAAAACCGCCAAAGUAAUGGGAAAUCUAGCUGUGAAAAAUCCCGAAGAGGGCCAGAAGCUGUCCGGAGUUCUGGUGAAACGGGAUUUUAAGUAUCAUCUGUUGGCUGCGUCAGAUCUGUCGAAAUACACUGACAUGAGUAUGUCGGUGGUGACCCAGCGGCAGAGCAUCCACUGGAAGGGUUCCAUUGCCACGUUGAGACUGCUGCUGGAGCGCAUCGGCGGACCGGGAACCGUGUCGUCAGAAACGACGGAAAAUGACAAGAAGAUUAAAAUAUUUGACUGCAUCGAUCUGUCGUUCGACGGUAAGAUCGUCGUCAUGGAAUGGCAGGCCACCCCUGUGAACGAUAUGUACGCCGACACGGUACUGGCCACCCUGCUGCAGUCGGAACUGAGUGGCAGUAUGGUGAAGGGAGCAUCGGCUACAAAGCCGGACAAGAUGCACUUCAAGGAGUGCUUAAUUGAGACGCUGCAGGAAAUGUUCGGAGCGAGCUCCGUGCCGAAGCUGUUUAAGGGAGAUAGCUUGAGCGUGACCGUUCACGGCAAACAGGUGGACAUCAAUCUGAAUACUUUGGAAGUGUCAUGUGAACAGGAUGAGGUCCUGUAUCAAACGGUGAAGACGACCGUCAACAAGUUGCACCAAAAUCUUGUACAAGUAUCGUAAGUAUUUUAUAAUGGCUUCUUUAGGCGAGCCACACUCUGAUAGGCACGUAUAGAAUCGUUUAUCAUAUACAUUUAUCCAUUUUUCUCAUUAUACAUACAAACAAAUUGUAUUACAACCUUUAAAAAAAAGUAAAA
Messenger RNA from Armigeres subalbatus, 918 nucleotides. RefSeq names its product cleavage and polyadenylation specificity factor 73-like. Gene Ontology annotation, cellular component: mRNA cleavage and polyadenylation specificity factor complex. Gene Ontology annotation, biological process: mRNA 3'-end processing by stem-loop binding and cleavage. The record is from RefSeq and is a predicted model, not a curated record. Bases 11 to 784 code for a protein of 257 amino acids. Gene Ontology annotation, molecular function: 5'-3' RNA exonuclease activity; RNA binding; RNA endonuclease activity. NCBI's taxonomy places the organism in Eukaryota, Metazoa, Arthropoda, Insecta, Diptera, Culicidae. The transcript has 3 exons.